Messenger RNA from Lampris incognitus (smalleye Pacific opah), 2792 nucleotides. Its product is annotated as retinol dehydrogenase 13-like. Lineage: Eukaryota; Metazoa; Chordata; Actinopteri; Lampriformes; Lampridae. The record is from RefSeq and is a predicted model, not a curated record. The transcript is spliced from 9 exons. The coding region runs from base 306 to 1631 and encodes 441 amino acids.
GUGGCUCUCUGGAGAGGCUGGGAUAGUGCUGGAGGGUGCGGAGGUGUUGGCUGGAUUUCCAGCUGUAGCAACUGUGGCGUGCUGCUUGGCUUGAUGGUGCAAACCAAAGUUACGCCAAAGAACUCGAGUACACGUUUGAGUUUUUCCAGAGGAUACUGUUGGAGCUAGACAGCUGCAAACUUUCUCCAAAGGAGCAGCGGGCAGCUGCAGCGCCGGGGACCAACUCCAGUUCUUCUUUCCAUCGCCUUGCUCAGGGGCACAGGCAGGAGUGUCAACCCUAACAGGCACGUCUUGUUGAUGCUGGGAUGAAACCAGAGCACCCGGAGGAAACCCACACGGACGCGGGGAGAACAGGCAAACUCCACAAAGAAAGGACCUGGAACGGCCUGGGGUUCGAACCCAGGACCUUCUCGCUGCUUCACCCCCACCCCCGGUCUUUCAGCGAGCAUCCCCCGCGACCCUGGGAGCAGGAUAAGCGGUUGGAUAACGAAUGGAUGGAUGGAUGGAUAAUACCUAUUGACUCCUCCAGACCCCAGUUUGGCCUUGCUCCUGCCAUCGAGUGUGCCUGGUGUCUGCACCGCCUUACAUGCAGGAACCAUGUCACUGGAGGCCCUUGUCCCAGUAAGGCAAAUAUUAAAGGGAAGACUGUGGUCAUAACGGGUGCAAACACAGGCAUCGGGAAAGAGACGGCUCGGGAGCUGGCAAAGAGAGGGGGUCGGGUCAUUAUGGGAUGUCGGGAUAUGGGGAAGUGUGAGGAAGCUGCCAAGGAGAUCCGUGGGAAGACCUUGAACCCGCACGUGUACGCGUGUCACCUCGACCUCGCCUCCAUGAAAUCCAUCCGAGAGUUUGCGGAGCAAGUGAAGCAAAAGGAGCAGCGUGUGGACAUACUGAUAAACAAUGCAGGGGUGAUGAGAUGCCCGGCGUGGAAGACGGAGGACGGCUUCGACAUGCAGUUUGGAGUCAAUCACUUAGGUCACUUCCUGUUGACGAACCUGCUGUUGGAGAAGCUGAGAGACUCCGCACCCAGCAGGGUGAUCAACAUGGCCUCGCUUGCUCACGUUGUCGGGCAGAUCGACUUCGACGACCUCAACUGGGAGAAGAGGAAGUUUAACACCAAGCAGGCGUACUGCCAAAGCAAGCUGGCCAACGUUAUGUUCACCCGAGAGCUGGCCAGACGCUUAGAAGGCACCGGAGUGACAGUAAACGCCGUGCACCCCGGAGUCGUUGCCACGGAGCUCGGGAGGCACACCGGCCUCCACCAAUCCCAGUUUUCGACCUCAGUACUCAGUCCUUUUUUCUCCCUGCUGGUGAAGGGCCCCGAGCUGGGGGCCCAGCCCAGUGUCUACCUGGCCGUGGCUGAGGAGCUGGAGGGGACGACGGGCCGCUACUACGACGUGAUGACGGAGAAGGAGCCGGCGCCUCAGGCCCUGGACGAGGAGGCAAACCAAAGGCUGUGGGAGGCCAGCGCCCGGCUGGUGGGGCUCCAGGAGGAGGGGUCAGAACAGGCUGCCGAGGCCGCAGUGCCGCCUGGAGGCCAGAGCGAAACGCCACGGACGAACCCGGCGCAGACUGAGGGUCCGAGUCCAGAGCAGAGACCUGAAAACACUGCCGUCGAUGUCGUGGCACUGUGAAUGUUGAACUUUUAGGACGUGAAUGCUGACAUGGACGAAAGGCUCUUUUUGACCAAGUUCUCGGUUUGCCUCACAGGAGUUAAAGGGAUAGUUUGGAUGUUUUUGAGAUCUACCCCUAUUUUAUACUCACCGCUCAUGUAGUAUGUAAAGAUGGACAAUCAUCUGUUCACCUGUCCACUGUUCAUACAAAGCUAACAUGAUGCUACAGCAGUUUAUCAUAGUGAAUUUGAAUGGCCAGUUUAAAAAUGUACAUGUGUAUUUAUUGUUAAAUUCCCUCCUCGUGUUACUUUGCUGAGGCAUAGCAGAGUGACUCCUGCUGGUCAUGACUCGCAGGAUUAGCUGGGGGAAGUAACACGGUAGGAAAUGACCGAAACACACUGACAGAAAUGAAUGUAAAUUCGUCCCAUUCACUGUGAUAGACUGCUGUGGCAUGGCGUUAGCGUUAGCUGAAGCGUGGGGUACAUUGUUUUGUUUUUGCACCGAACAAAGAUUGUGGCUUCAUCCCCCAUUGAUUGCAGUGAACCAUGGAUGACGAGCUGGAGCUGCAUGUUCAGUGUGAAGAGGAGGACGGGUGACUGUGAAAAAGAAACCUGCCCGUGUACCUCACGAGCAAUGUGUAUAGAUUAGAGACAGACUUCAUAAAUCCAAACUCUUCCUUUAACGUCAGUUCUGUUAGUCUCUUUGUUCCUGCAUCAGGAUGCUUUGUUCAAGGUGCGGCGUGAGACACACCUCCCCUAUUACCUCCGUCUGGUAAACUGAAUCUGUGAGGAUGAAUUUUGCUCGCCAUAAAUUUCCUUUAAACAGCCGUCAGUCGUACUCCUUUGAUGGUUAAAAUUAAAUGGAUUUAUCUCGGUAGGGGUCUAUUCCGGUGCCUACCAACACGGGGAUCACCGGUUUGAAUCCCUGUGUUGCCUCCGGCUUGGUCGGGCGUCCCUACAGACACAAUUGGCUGUGUCUGCAGGUGGGAAGCCGGAUGUGGGUAUGUGUUCUGGUCGCUGCACUAGCGCCCCCUCUGGUCGGUGAGGGCGCCUGUCUGGGGGGUAGAAUAGCGUGAUCCUCCCACGCGCUACGUCCCCCCCCCCCCGGCGAAACUCCUCGCUGUCAGGUGAAAAGAAGCGGCUGGCGACUCCGCAUGUAUGGGAGGAGGCCUGUGGUAGUCUG